AUUGUCUUGACAGAAGUAACGAUCAGUUGAUACUUUCCUGUCCAAGGGAAGCAUGCCCUUCAUAAUUUAUCUUUAAAAAUCGACCUCAUUAACUGAAAGAAAAUGUGUAAAAGUUUACAAAAAUUUAUGAUUGUGAUUUGCAUUGGAGUUUCAGCAUACGCGCAGGAAGUGAGUCCACUGCAGAAUGCAUCGCUGGCCGACGGGCGCCUGGUGCUGGCUAGUGUGGACAGCGUGGGGGCCGAGCAGCUCGCCAGCUGGGUCGCCAUGGCGCGGGACGGGGGGGUCGUGUUUGAGCUCUACACUAGGAAAAACCCUCAACUAUUCGAAGUCAUAACACCUAAUAAGGACCCGAAGCACUUCAACCCCGACGCACCGACAUACGUGGUGGUCCACGGGUGGACCGUGCGCGACCACGCUCUGUACAGGAUCAAGGACAACUACCUGAGGACUGGGGACGUGAACGUCAUCAUGGUGGACUGGACUAGGUACUCGGUGGACCUGUACCCCAAGUCCGCGGCGAGCACCAAGUAUGUUGGGGAGCGGAUAGGCGAGCUGCUCCUGAGCCUCAUCUCCCGGCACCCGUCAAUGCCUGGUGCCAGCCUCCGCCUGGUGGGGCACAGCCUCGGCGCGCACGUGAGCGGGCGCGCCGGCCGCUACCUGAAGCAGAGGAACCACACUGUUUCACGCAUCACUGCUCUCGACCCAGCCGGUCCACUAUUCGAGGUGCCUCCCCUCCUCCCCGGCCUCAACCCCUCCGACGCCUCGUUCGUGCUGGCGGUCCACACGGACGGAGGCGCCUUCGGGCUGGUGCGGCCGCGGGGGCACGCCGACUUCUACGUGAACGGGGGCGGGCCUGUGCAGCCGGGGUGCGGGGGCUACGACCUUAUUGGAACAUCUUGUUCCCACUUCCGUUCGUCCUACUACUUCGCGGAAUCGAUCCUGCACGGAGGGUUCACGGCGGUGCAGUGCAGCUCCCUGGCUGACUUCCUGACGGAGAGGUGCCGCGGCGGUGACCGCCAGCGCAUGGGCGACCGCACCAGCGACCGCGCCAGGGGACUGUACUUCCUGCGCACUAAUAUGUUGCCACCCUACUCGAGAGGGUAACAAGGUUUUAAGCUGCGUUUGAAGAUAAAAAUUAUAAAUCUACAGAGAA
This is a messenger RNA of Plutella xylostella (diamondback moth), 1153 nucleotides long. RefSeq names its product pancreatic triacylglycerol lipase. Gene Ontology annotation, molecular function: lipase activity; serine hydrolase activity. Gene Ontology annotation, biological process: lipid catabolic process. Lineage: Eukaryota; Metazoa; Arthropoda; Insecta; Lepidoptera; Plutellidae. The record is from RefSeq and is a predicted model, not a curated record.